CAGUGCGGGGACACCAGCCUCGGCUCCAACCAGCCAGUCAGUUGCUCGCGGUGUCUGCGGGUUGGUGUCCGGGCCGCCGGCUUCGCGCUAGCCAUGGCGCCCUGGCUGCGGCUCCUGUGGCUGCUUGGGCUGCUCCCGGGCGCCGCCCCCGCGCCUGCACCCGCCGAGCCCCGGGCCGCCGGCGCGGUGGUCUGGGAGCCUGCGUCCCGGGAGCUUUUGGGGCCCGCCCGCUUCGCGCUGGACGCGUACAACCGCGGCCGGGCUGCGGGGACUCAGGCGGUGCUGGAGACCGUGCGCGGGCGAGUCCGUCGGGCCGGCCAGGGUUCGCUGUACUCCCUGGAGGCCACCCUGGCGGAGCCGUCCUGCGAAGACCUCAUGUUGUGCCAGAUCCCUGUGUCCAAGAUAACCUUGCUCUGCAGCUUCGAAAUCCUGGAGGAGAUGGGAAAACACAUGCUGUUGAGGCGAGACUGUGGCCCUGUGCAUCCCAAGGUUUCAGAUCUCAAAAAUGAGACUUUUAGUUCAGUCCUUCCACUGUCAAGCAAGGAUCCCCUUCCCAAGAAGUUUGCUAUGAAGAUAGCUUCACUCUUCAAGAAGUUUGUUGCCACCUAUAACCGAACUUAUGAGUCAAAGGAAGAAACCCAGUGGCGCUUGUCUGUCUUUACCAGAAACAUGAUACUAGCUCAGAAGAUCCAGGCCCUGGACCGUGGCACAGCUCAGUAUGGGGUCACCAAGUUUAGUGACCUCACAGAGGAAGAGUUCCGCACCAUCUACCUGAACCCCCUCCUACGAGAGCACCCUAGCAAGACGAUGCGCCAAGCCAAGAUUGUGCAUGACUCUGCCCCACCUGAGUGGGACUGGAGGAAGAAAGGGGCUGUCACCGAAGUCAAGAAUCAGGGGAUGUGUGGGUCCUGCUGGGCCUUCUCUGUCACAGGCAACGUGGAGGGCCAGUGGUUCCUGAAGAAGGGCACUCUGCUUUCCCUCUCAGAGCAAGAGCUCUUGGACUGUGACAAGGUGGACAAGGCCUGCAUGGGUGGCUUGCCUAUCAACGCCUACUCUGCCAUCAAGAGUUUGGGAGGGCUGGAGACAGAGGACGACUACAGUUACCAGGGCCACAUGGAGGCCUGCAACUUCUCAGCAAAGAAGGCCAAGGUCUACAUCAAUGACUCAGUGGAGCUGAGCAAGAAUGAACAGUACUUGGCGGCAUGGCUAGCUGUGAAGGGUCCCAUCUCCAUUGCCAUCAAUGCCUUCGGCAUGCAGUUCUACCGUCAUGGGAUUGCCCACCCACUACAACCCCUCUGCAGCCCUUGGUUCAUUGACCAUGCCAUGCUGAUCGUGGGCUACGGCAAACGCUCUGGUGUUCCUUUCUGGGCCAUCAAGAACAGCUGGGGCACUGACUGGGGUGAGGAGGGUUACUACUACCUGCAUCGUGGGUCCAGGUCCUGUGGUGUGAACGUCAUGGCCAGCUCAGCGGUGGUAGAGUGAGGAGCCAGUGGUGCAGGACCUGGUGCUGACCAGAGCAGCUCCUUCCCUGGCCUGACCCCAUGUCCAGGUCCUCCCCAGGAGGCACAGCUGCCUGAUGGAGGGGUGGGUGCUGGGAACCUUACAUCGAACAGGGGGGUGUUCUACUUUUGUCUAACCUGCUUCUGCCGGAAGCCCCCCACCCCCAGAUGUACUUUUGUUGAAUUGUGGUGUGGCAGCUAGGACCCUGGGGUGAAGAAUGUUUUCAGAGCAGCCAAAGCUGAGGCAGGUAAGGAGCUGGGCUUGGGUAAGGAGCACAAUGAAAAUAUUCCCAUUGUAAACCCAGCUUGGUCCUCAGCAAGCUCUGGCUCUCCUCUGAUGCUGUAAAUAUCCUGAUCCCCCUGGAUUUGGGGAUACUGUCCCUUCCACAUCCAAUAGCCACCCUUCUCUCACAGCAAUAAAGAGGUGUUCAAGUUCCCAGUA
Molecule: messenger RNA, 1941 nt
Organism: Cavia porcellus (domestic guinea pig)
Lineage: Eukaryota; Metazoa; Chordata; Mammalia; Rodentia; Caviidae
Gene: Ctsf
Product: cathepsin F
Exons: 14
Coding region: 94-1482 (462 amino acids)
Cellular component (GO): lysosome
Molecular function (GO): cysteine-type endopeptidase activity
Source: RefSeq, a predicted model, not a curated record